AUGGCUGACAACGGUCCCCCCACGACUUCUGGCCAACUGCCUCCUCCUCCGCAGCCCAACGCGGGCGCACCUGGCUACGAGAAUGGUCAGAACGCCGGCUCUGGCCCGUCGCACUUGCCCCCGCCACCUCUCCAUAUUCCCCAGAACACGAACCCGAUUCCAACCGCUAUCACCUCGCCCAUGGGUGCGGGCGGCGACAAGAGCGGCAUGAUGUCGCCCGGCAGCGGUGGUCCUUUCGGCCGCCGUGCUGCUCCGGAGCCGAACAAGCGUGCGCUGUAUGUUGGAGGCUUGGACCCUCGCGUCACCGAAGACGUCUUGCGCCAGAUCUUCGAGACUACGGGGCAUGUUCAGAGUGUCAAGAUCAUUCCGGACAAGAACGCCAAGGGCUACAACUACGGCUUCGUUGAGUACGACGACCCCGGUGCUGCCGAGCGCGCCAUGCAGACUCUGAACGGCCGCCGUGUUCACCAGUCGGAAAUCCGCGUCAACUGGGCCUACCAGUCGAACAACACCAACAAGGAGGACACUUCCAACCACUUCCACAUCUUCGUCGGCGAUCUCUCCAACGAGGUGAAUGAUGAGGUCCUCCUCCAGGCCUUCUCCGCCUUUGGCUCCGUCUCUGAGGCUCGCGUCAUGUGGGACAUGAAGACUGGUCGCUCUCGCGGUUAUGGCUUCGUGGCGUUCCGCGAGCGUCCGGAUGCCGAGAAGGCGCUGAGCUCCAUGGACGGCGAGUGGCUCGGCUCCCGCGCCAUUCGCUGCAAUUGGGCCAAUCAAAAAGGACAGCCGUCCAUGGCCCAGCAGCAGGCCAUGCAGCAAAUGGGCAUGACCCCGACCACCCCGUACGGUCAUCACCAUUUCCCUACCCAUGGCGUCCACAGCUACGAUAUGAUCGUCAACCAGACCCCGGCUUGGCAGACGACCUGUUACGUUGGCAACCUGACCCCGUACACGACCCAGAACGAUAUCGUUCCGCUGUUCCAGAACUUCGGUUUUGUCGUCGAGUCUCGCUUCCAGGCCGAUCGUGGCUUCGCUUUCGUCAAGAUGGAUACACAUGAGAACGCUGCCAUGGCCAUCUGCCAGCUGAACGGCUACAAUGUGAAUGGCCGCCCGCUCAAGUGUAGCUGGGGCAAGGACAAGACGCCGAGCCAUCCGCAGCACUUUGACCCCAACCAGCAAUACAGCCCUCAGAGCGCGCAGACCCCUGGCUAUCCCGGCACUCCCUCAACUUAUUUCAACCAGUACGGUGGUAGGUAUUCCCGCGAGGCUGUUGCUCCGAGCGCGGAUAUUAACGCUCCCGUAGGUUCUUACGCUCCGAGCCAGCAGCCGGGCUACGGUGGCCCUCAGGCUCAGUCGCCUGCCGGCUACGGUGCCCAGCCCAUGGGCUACAGCCCCGGCCCGCCGAGCGCCGGCGGCUACGGCCGUGGUCAGCAGUCCAACGCGCAGUGGAACCAGCCUCCCCCGGGCCAGAACUUCAACAACGGCUUUUCUGCUUACCAGGGUUAG
This is a messenger RNA of Parathielavia appendiculata, 1503 nucleotides long. RefSeq lists its product as uncharacterized. Bases 1 to 1503 code for a protein of 500 amino acids. The record is from RefSeq and is a predicted model, not a curated record. NCBI's taxonomy places the organism in Eukaryota, Fungi, Ascomycota, Sordariomycetes, Sordariales, Chaetomiaceae. The transcript has 4 exons. Gene Ontology annotation, molecular function: mRNA binding. Gene Ontology annotation, cellular component: nucleus.